Molecule: messenger RNA, 3154 nt
Organism: Monomorium pharaonis (pharaoh ant)
Lineage: Eukaryota; Metazoa; Arthropoda; Insecta; Hymenoptera; Formicidae
Gene: eEF5
Product: eukaryotic translation initiation factor 5A
Exons: 4
Coding region: 143-625 (160 amino acids)
Biological process (GO): positive regulation of translational termination; positive regulation of translational elongation
Molecular function (GO): translation elongation factor activity; RNA binding; ribosome binding
Source: RefSeq, a predicted model, not a curated record
GGGCGCAGUAGCAGUUUGCGACGAGAGAGAGCAUCCGUGCACUGGAUGUUGUGAACCCCUAUUACGAUCCCGUGGCGCGCCGGCGCAACACGACCUUCUGGUUAGAGUAUCCAUUUUGAUCACAUAUAUCCAUCAACUAACAAUGGCAGAUAUCGAGGAUACUCAUUUUGAGACUGGAGAUUCAGGCGCCUCUGUAACAUACCCUAUGCAGUGUUCAGCACUGCGCAAAAAUGGCUUUGUCAUGUUAAAAUCGCGCCCAUGUAAGAUUGUAGAAAUGUCAACUUCUAAGACUGGCAAACAUGGUCAUGCCAAGGUUCACUUAGUAGGUAUCGACAUAUUUACUUCCAAGAAAUAUGAGGAUAUCUGCCCUUCCACACAUAACAUGGAUGUGCCGUUUGUUAAGCGGGAAGAUUACCAGCUUACAGAUAUAUCUGACGACGGCUAUCUGUGUUUGAUGGCUGAUAAUGGAGAACUGCGUGAAGAUCUCAAGAUACCUGAUGGUGAUUUGGGAACACAGCUGCGUGCUGAUUUCGAGUCUGGAAAAGAGUUACUUUGCACCGUACUCAAGGCAUGUGGUGAAGAGGUAGUAAUCGCCGUCAAAAAUAACACCUCCCUCGACAAAUAAUUGUGUUCAGCCCGACGACUACGACGACAGAAGCCCAACACAUUCGAGCAGAAACCACCCGCUUAGCCAAUCAAUCAACACCUUUACUAUUGGUCAAACAGGAUAAACAACAAUAAUAUAACCAAAAAAUCUAGAGAAAGAUGAUGAAGAGAGUGAAAGAGUGCGAAAGAGAGAGAGGGAGAGAGAAAGAGAGAAAAGGAAUAGAAAACAUACGAAAAGGGGGAGAAUGCAAAACGGGCUAGCAGUUCCAUAUAACAACAGCAACGCGCUAAUGCGAGAAACGACUUUUAUCGAAUAUAAUAUUCGCUUCAUUUAAUUUUAUUCAACAAUAUUUAAAAGAAACAAUUCCGGGAGAAUGAAAGUUAGGUAUGCGUAGAUUAUAAACACUUAUACAUGUACACAUGGUUAACAGGCAGACGUACACACACACACACACACACACACACACACACAGAGAGAGAUAUACUUGCGUAUACCUAGGCAAUUACACACGCGUUGUUUGUUAUAUAAGAAAGUGGCGGCAACUUUUCGACAGAAAGUUGAUUGGGAAAUAAAAACAGAAAGCCUUGAGAUAUAUCCUGGACCUUUUUUUUAAGAAUAGAGAGAAAGAAAUUAUUUACAACAGCUUUGUAACUUAUUACAUUUAUGUGUGAGUGCGAGAGAGAGAAAGAGUGUGUGUGAAAGUGCGAGAGAAAAGAGAAAAUUUUGUUGGAGACCAAUAUGAAGAGGUCGUGGGAAAAGGAUCCUAGAGUCCUUGAAUGUGCGCGCGGAACAAUUUUUCAUGGGAUGCUAGCGAUGCCCGACACGAAGCAGCUCACUUCAAGCAUCUUUCUUGUAAUGAUCGAUAAGACUGGAGUCUCGCUAUAUGGAAUUUCUACAGAAUGUUAAAGGUUUCCUUUUUUUCUGGAAAGAACUCGAACUCUCGAGAUUUUUAGGUCUAAUAUAAUUUAAACUUGAAAAUCAAAGUUUUUUACCAGUUUAAACGUCUAAAAAAAGAAUCAAAAUUGUUAAAACUUUAGAAAAUUGAAAAAUAUGCUGGUUUGAAACUAAAAUCUAUCAAUUUGAAGUCUUAAAUACUUAAAGAUUGAUCAUUUCAAAAUAAAUCUGACAUUCUAAUUGUUCAUUUCUGAUAACAUAAAUGGGUAAUUGGGAAAAUGAACAAAAAAUUUAACAUGCUUGAUACCUGUAUUGAUAUUUGAAAUUAUAGAUUUCGAGAAUAAAAUUCUAAAUUCGUGAAUUUAGAAUCUAUGAAUUUGGAGAUUUUUAAAUCUUUAGAUAUGCAAGCAUCUUGAUAUUUUUCAUAGAUCACAAAAUGCAGAAGCUUUAAGAAGAAACAUGAGACAUAAAGUGUGUAAUGAUUUGAAAACCGCUCAAGAUUAUGAUAUAGAAGAGUCGGAAUACACGUGAUUUAGACCUUUAAAUCCAGGAAUGUCGAGAUCUUAAAGAUCACACAAAAUAAUAUUUCGCGCGCUUUGAGAUGGCUGGUGCGGCGCGAUGCAAUAUCGUGUCACGUUCAGAGACUGUAAUUGGCUUAUGGAUGCUCAGACUUUAUUACAUUUUGUUGUAAUAUCUCGUUUUAAUAAACAUUUUUCAGAACAGGUUACAUAAACCGCCUUCAAUCAAUAAGAUAACUUUUAAUUAGAUCAUAUGUGUAAACGUUAAAACAGAGAUUAUAAUUGGAUAAAGUAAGAGAAGGGCCGCACGAAUGGAAGAUCCUUGUGUGAACUUGCAAAGUGUGCAUGAAAAGAAUUUUUCCUUAUACCCUUUCCAUCUCGUGACAUCGUUUGUAUAAAAGAAAAAAAAUUGUUCCGAAAGUGCAGUCUGAAUGAUUAGGAAUAAUUAUAAGCAGAUAAUUAACUACAAAAGUGUAAUCACAGUUAUCAUUGGAAGGUAUACGUUUUUUCUUCCUCAUAGAACUCUGCGACUUUAAAUUUAUUCGAUUUGGUGUCCUCGCGAUAAAAUUCGUAUUCUGUUUCGUGUUUUUUGUAAAAGAAUUAUUUUCAAUACGACAUAUGGCGUUCUAGAGAUCUUAAGUUUUUAUUUUUUUUUCUACAUUAAAACAUUCAGAUUGUUCAUAUAACUUACUACGAGAACUUGGCAUCACUGAACCUCGUUAGGAUCGUCGAUUUCAAAAUAUGCUCCUAACGAUCAAAUCCUUUAAUACUUAAUAAAGUUUCUUUACGUAACAAAUACGAAGACCCCAAAUCGCCCUAAAUAUAUGUAUAUGUAAAUUUGGAUAUAUCUAACAAUUAUUAUCCUUACAUUCCUCCUAAGAGUUACGUCUUAUAAGUUUAUUUUCGAAUUUUUUUAUUAGAUUGCGAAAACCGCGAAACAACGCGCCUUCCUUGAUGACUUUGAUUUUUUGCGACGAUAUUAAAAUCGAGAUACUUGUCUAUUAUAAUCGAAAUAAACAAAGUAACGUCUAAUUAAUUAAAUACUGUAAUCUAUGUGUGCUAUGUUGGACCAGACUCAUAAUUCUUUCGAUUGUUAAUUAUAACCGAAAGAGAGAAGGUAUCAAUAUUCGUAUGA